AUGCAAUCCAUGCUCCCCAGAGCAUCAAUCAAGCGCAACCUGUUGCGAGUUAACAGAGCAGGAGUCGCGUCGGUACGAUUGGUAUCAACGGCUUUCAAGAUUCCCAAGCCCUACAAUGAGCCUAAUCUUCACUACGAGCAAUCAUCUCCCGAGAGGGAAAAAUUAUUGUCAGCUUUGUCAAAGUUGAGAAAUGAAUUACCAGUGUCUGUGCCUACAGUUAAGAAUGGCGUUGAGGCAGCCAGCAAAGGUGAAAUGCAGACAGUCAUGCCAUCGGAGACCGCUUCUGUAUUUGCACGAUACUCCCCAGCCACCAAAGAGGAUGUCGCUGCGGCUAUCGGAGCAGCUCUGCAAGCGAAGAAGACUUGGCAAGAAACGACUUUCCAUGAUCGAGCGGCCAUUUUCUUACGUGCAGCCGAGUUGGUCUCUACCAAGUACCGCUUCGAACUCAUGGCUGCAACCAUGCUAGGUCAAGGCAAAAAUGCCUGGCAAGCGGAGAUUGAUGCUGCGGCAGAGCUGGCCGACUUCUACAGAUUCAACGUCGGGUUUGCUGAGGAGAUCUACUCACGUCAGCCAACCCUCAAUGCCUCUGGUCAGGCUGGGCACACAGACUGGCGGCCACUAGAGGGCUUUGUCUACGCUGUGUCUCCCUUCAACUUUACAGCUAUUGGCGGCAAUCUGAUCUCUGGUCCUGCCUUGAUGGGCAAUGUCGUCUUGUGGAAACCAUCUGCUGGCAAUGUUUAUGCUAGCUAUCUUGUCCACAAGAUUCUGCUAGAGGCUGGGCUUCCACCAGGGGUGAUCCAGCUCGUGAACGGUGACGCCGAGCUCGUCACUGACGUCGUCUACGACCAUCCCGAAUUUGCCGCUCUCAAUUUUACUGGAUCUUCUGAUGUGUUCCGCGAGCUCUACGCCAGAGCGGCCGAUGGCGUACGUACUAAGAAGUACCGAGACUACCCUCGUAUGGUUGCCGAGACUUCGGGCAAGAAUUUCCACUUGAUUCACAACUCGGCGGACAUACCGAACUCAGUCAAACACACCAUCCGGGCCACUUUUGAGUACGCUGGUCAGAAAUGUUCUGCAUGCUCGCGCAUUUACAUUCCCGAGAGCCGUGCAUCCGAGUUCUGGAAGGAGAUGAAGGAAAAUCUCAGCCAUGUGAAGGUCGGCGCUCCUGAGGAUUUCAGCAGCUUUACUGGGCCGGUAAUCAAUGAAGCGGCUUUCAGCAAGAUCACUGCUGCCAUUGAUAGUGCAAACAAGGAUGACCGACUAGAGACAAUUGCUGGUGGUACCUACGACGGUAGCAAAGGUCUGUACAUAGAGCCUACCAUCUACGCCGCCAAAACUCUUGAUCAUGAGAUGUUUGACCAAGAACUGUUUGGUCCAGUCUUGGUGGCUAACGUCUAUCCUGAUGCUGAGUAUGACUCCUUGCUCACGGCUAUUGACAAGCAAGGCGGUGGCUUUGCACUGACCGGAGCAAUCUUCGCUACUGACCAAAAAGUCAUCCGUAAGACCGAGGAUCGCCUGCGCUACGCAGCCGGAAACUUUUACACUAAUUGCAAGACCACUGGCGCCGUUAUUGGGCAGCAAUCUUUUGGUGGAGCGCGUGGAAGUGGCACCAAUGAUAAAGCUGGCAGCUCGGGCAUGCUUGUUCGUUUCACAGCUCCUCGUACACUCAAAGAGGAAUACCACAAGUUGGAUGAGGUCUUGUACCCUAGCAAUUACUGA
Aureobasidium uvarum is the source of this 1719-nucleotide messenger RNA. The record is from the annotation of a GenBank genome assembly. Lineage: Eukaryota; Fungi; Ascomycota; Dothideomycetes; Dothideales; Saccotheciaceae.